AUGUUGAAGUUGUGGCUCGGGCUCGCGCUAACGGCUGAUUCAUCGGCUUUAUUCAGGGAUCGUAAUAGUUUUGGGAUGAAUCUAAAAAGACCAUCAGAGCUCUACAAACACCUAAGAGUUUCCAAGAGACAUAUCCUGGGAAAAUCCCAUGAUGACGUCGUUACAUCACUCCCAAAAGACAAUGAUGCCCCAGAGCUAGAGUCACGACUUCAAUUCCAUAAACAAUUUAUGAUCGGAGCGCAAAAUAACAGAGUAGGGUUAGGAUCAAGUAGGAAAGUCCAAGAUACGGAUAUAUUGAAGUCUUUUAUUCGGCAAGACGAGAACGAUAAAUACAAGAUCCAUGCAAUGAGUUUAGAAAUGCAGAACGAGUGGUUAGACAUAGGAGAUUUUUGCAUUCCACUAGCACUAAAAUGGCGCACCCUAAUUCAUGACUGGUCGCCAGCCUUGCUAAAAUUUUAUCUCAAUGCGUUCCAGAUGACUCUCCCAGAUCAGAGUAAUUUAGUAAGAUGGGGUAAAGGUACCGAAAAAACUUGCUAUAUCUGCGGAAAGGCAGUUGGAACUGCCAAGCAUUUGCUGGUGGGAUGUAAGGUUCUCCUGGACAGCGGUCAAUACUCGCGUCGUCACGAUAGGGUUUUAGAGAUCAUACGUGAAGCGGUUAGUCUUUCGGUAGCCAGAGCGCAAAGGGAAAUAACCACAAACGAGCGAUCAAUAGGUUUUGUGAGAGAGGGCACCAGGGCUAUAAAAUCAAACGUCAAGCCUUACUCAAUCCUUAAAGCGGCUUCGGAUUGGACUAUCAUGAUGGAUACGUAUGAGAAACAAUACAAAAUUCCCGAGGAUAUUUGUGCGUCGGCCUCCAGACCAGACAUAUUUCUAUAUUCGCGUAUUUUAAAGCGCGUUGUGAUGAUAGAGCUUACGGUGCCUUGGGAAACCAACAUCCCCAAAGACCAUGCCAUCAAGGUCAAUAAGUAUUACGAGCUCACUAACGAACUAACUCGAAAUAGGUUCGUCGUUGAUUUGUACGCGGUAGAGGUGGGAGCGAGAGGUAUAACAGCUAAAUCUCUCUAUAACCUACUAAAAGACUUGGGCCUGUCCAGAACUAACAUUAAUUCAUUCUUAGAACGUACGUCGAAGGCAGCCCUAGUAGGUUCUUUUCAAAUUUGGUUAGGUAGGGAGAGGAACUUGGACAGUGGAGGUGAGCGUAUAACGCGCGUUAGUUAA
Danaus chrysippus (African queen) is the source of this 1218-nucleotide messenger RNA. NCBI's taxonomy places the organism in Eukaryota, Metazoa, Arthropoda, Insecta, Lepidoptera, Nymphalidae. The record is from the annotation of a GenBank genome assembly.